AUGCACUCUCCCGUGUCGCCGUCGAUAAUGGCUUCUGAGGGGAAUAUCGGAUAUAUCGAGCCAGAAUCAUUCAGCGACAUUGAUUCCGCACUGGGUGAGUGUUUCUCCGAAUCAGAUACCGAAAGCCUGAGGUCGAGCCUGCUGCAGAGUGUGUCCGAAAACGGCCGCGGUUAUCACAAAUACAAGUCUGGGCUCUAUUUCAUGCCCAAUGAUGAACGCGAACAGGAGCGGCUCGACAUGCAGCAUGAAAUCUUUCUUCAGACGAUGGAUCGCAAGCUCCUUGCUGCCCCCAUUAGCUCGAAUUCUCUGGACGUUCUCGACCUCGGCACCGGCACAGGUAUCUGGGCGAUCGACUUUGCCGACGAAUAUCCCCAGUCCACAGUACUCGGGACCGACCUCAGCCCCAUUCAGCCCGCUCAUGUGCCGCCGAAUUGUAAAUUUGAGGUUGAUGACUUUGAUCAAACGUGGAUUUUCUCAAAAAAGUUCGAUCUAAUCCACGGGAGGAUGCUGGCGGGUUCCUUGGGCAACCCCAGAAGGCUGCUCCAGCAAUCGCUCGAGGCGUUAAAACCAGGAGGGUGGGUUGAGCUACAAGACUUUGCUUUUCCUGUCCGGUCUGACGACGGAACCAUGGUCGGCACCGCCUUUGAGCGACUAAACGAUAAUUUGAUGAAAGGCCUUCAAAUACUGGGGAGGGAUGGGGCUUGGGCGGCCAACUACAAAGAGUUCAUGGAACAAACGGGUUUUGUGAAUGUUGUCGAGAUCCGAUAUAAGUGGCCACAGAACCGGUGGCCGAAAGAUCGGCAUCUCAAAAGAAUUGGCCAAUGGAAUAUGGUCAACACCCUUGACGGCCUCCAUGGAUUCUCUGCGCGUUUGUGUACCCAGGUGUUGGGAAUGAGCGUCGAAGAAGUGGAGCUUCUGCUGGCAGAGUCACGAGUUGACAUCCAAAAUCCAAAAAUCCAUGCUUACUGGCCUAUUUACGUUGUAUAUGGACAAAAGCCUGAAGGACCGAGAUAG
Rhinocladiella mackenziei CBS 650.93 is the source of this 1014-nucleotide messenger RNA. RefSeq lists its product as uncharacterized. Gene Ontology annotation, molecular function: methyltransferase activity. NCBI's taxonomy places the organism in Eukaryota, Fungi, Ascomycota, Eurotiomycetes, Chaetothyriales, Herpotrichiellaceae. The coding region runs from base 1 to 1014 and encodes 337 amino acids. The transcript has 2 exons. The record is from RefSeq and is a predicted model, not a curated record.